GAUUCUCGCCGUCAAUCGUCAUAUCGGUCCGCAACCGCGCCUCGAUCAGAGUCCAAAGGCCAAACCAGAGAGAGAUUGAGAUCGAUAGCAGAGUUUCGAGAGAGAGGAAUGGCGGAGGAGGAAGUGAAGCUGGGCUCAUCGAAGCCGAUGAUCGCAACGCAGCAGGAGAUGAUGGAUAAUCGGGUGCCUAUCUCCUACCGCGACCAGUGCGCCCACCUCCUUAUACCCCUCAAUAAGUGCCGCUCCGCGGAGUUCUUCCUGCCGUGGAAGUGCGAGGCCGAGCGCCACACCUACGAGAAGUGCGAGUACGAGCUCGUCAUGGAGCGCAUGCUCCAGAUGCAGAAGAUCCGCGAAUUGGAAGAGAAGAAGAAGAAGGCGAAGCAGGUCCAGGGCGCCGCCGCAGGCAUCCCGCUCAUCCCCUCCUCCGCCAACGCCUGAUCCUCUUCUCCGUUCGCCUUUCCCCUUUCUGAUGGAGAUCAGGAUCCACAAAAGGGAUUCAUGUCGACAACGUCCAAGAACUGAAGUCGUGUUUGUUUCAUCAAACUGUGUUGGACUUGUGCUGACUUUAUCAUGCUUCCUCAUAUUGUGCAUCUUCAUUUUAAGUUGAAAUAAGGAAUUCCUUGACCUACCUUAUGGCAACUUAUUUUUUGAAUCAAUAAAAGAUACAACCUUGGUACAA
This is a messenger RNA of Musa acuminata AAA Group (dessert banana), 679 nucleotides long. RefSeq names its product NADH dehydrogenase [ubiquinone] 1 beta subcomplex subunit 7. The coding region runs from base 109 to 438 and encodes 109 amino acids. Gene Ontology annotation, cellular component: mitochondrion. The transcript has 2 exons. Lineage: Eukaryota; Viridiplantae; Streptophyta; Magnoliopsida; Zingiberales; Musaceae. The record is from RefSeq and is a predicted model, not a curated record.